Phaeodactylum tricornutum CCAP 1055/1 is the source of this 915-nucleotide messenger RNA. RefSeq lists its product with no specific name. The transcript has a single exon. The coding region runs from base 1 to 915 and encodes 304 amino acids. Gene Ontology annotation, biological process: positive regulation of transcription by RNA polymerase II; protein phosphorylation. The record is from RefSeq and is a predicted model, not a curated record. Gene Ontology annotation, molecular function: ATP binding; RNA polymerase II CTD heptapeptide repeat kinase activity; cyclin-dependent protein serine/threonine kinase activity. Gene Ontology annotation, cellular component: nucleus; transcription factor TFIIH holo complex; transcription factor TFIIK complex. Lineage: Eukaryota; Bacillariophyta; Bacillariophyceae; Surirellales; Neidiaceae.
AUGGAAAAUUACAAAGUCUUAUCCGCUCUCGGGCAGGGUACGUGGGGUGUUGUGCACAAGGCCGAACAAAAAUUAAGCGGUCGGGUUGUGGCAAUAAAAAAAAUCAAGUCUGAACGGCCGGAAGAGGGGGUCAAUUUUACGGCCGUCCGGGAAAUAAAACUGUUGCGCGAGUUCAGACAUGAAAACAUCGUCGAGCUGGUGGACUGCUUCACUACACCUGAUCAAGCUGUGUGCUUGGUAUACGAAUGCGCGUUCACUGAUCUGGAGAAGAUCCUCGGCAACAAAUCAAUAUCAAUUUCGUUGGCGGAUACGAAACAACAUUUGUUGAGUUUGCUACGAGCCAUUUCAGCUUGUCAUGAUCGAUGGAUACUGCAUCGUGAUCUAAAACCCGACAAUAUGCUGUUCUUGGAAGACGGCACAAUGAAAUUGGCGGAUUUUGGGCUGGCCCGCAUGCACGGGACACCGAAAACGAGAUUGUCACCGCAAGCAAUUACGCUGUGGUACAAACCUCCCGAAUUGCUCUUGGGGGCGUCGGAAUAUUCUUCGUCCGCCGAUAUGUGGAGUGUGGGUUGUAUCUUUGCGGAAUUACUUCUGCGGAGACCAUUCCUACAGGGACAAACCGAUUUAUCCCAAUUGGAUACUAUUUUUACCGUUUUUGGGACACCCAACGAAACAAAUUGGGCCGACUUUCAAACAUUACCAUUGUGCACCCGAGGGUUGGAAUGGGACGAAACAACAGCUAUACCCUUUGACGAAAUCUUUACCGCGGCACCCAAGGACGCUAUAUCGCUGCUGCGAUCGAUUCUCGUUCUGGAUCCCAAUAUGCGCUUCACAGCAACGCAGUGUCUCAGCCAUCCCUACUUUUCCAACGAUCCCGUACCGACUUUGAAGGAAAAGCUAGUUUUAACCGCAUAG